Molecule: messenger RNA, 877 nt
Organism: Owenia fusiformis
Lineage: Eukaryota; Metazoa; Annelida; Polychaeta; Sabellida; Oweniidae
Source: the annotation of a GenBank genome assembly
GCUCGACUUUGAAGAACUAAAAACCAAACAAGAACUUUCUGCCAAUAUAUACACAUAUAUAUAUUAUAUACAUUUCUGACGAAGAUCGAUCAUGAACGGAAGAAGCUCGAGUACCAAGAGGAACGGUGGCAGUUCCAGAGUCAAAUCCAGACCUCUCAGGAUUGCGAUAAUGGGAGCAGCAGCGGUUGGCAAAACGUGCAUCGUAAACCGCUUCAUGAAUGACACGUUUAACGAGAAACACAAAGCGACCGUGGAGGAUUUUCAUCAGAAACAGUACAAAAUCAGCAAAAACAACGUUCAGUUGAUGGAGAUUGUCGAUACGACUGGGAGCUACCAGUUCCCAGCGAUGAUGAGGGUUUCAAUGACCAUCAGCCACGCUUUUAUUCUUGUCUUUUCCCUGGAUGACAGCAAAUCAUUCGAGGAAGUUGACAGACUGAGACAGGAAAUCCUCGAAGAACGGGGAGACAAACCCACAUAUAUUGUCGUUGUCGCGAAUAAAUCCGACGUCCCUGAACGUGAGAGAGAGGUCUGUCCAAUUACUGCUGAAAUUGUGGCAACAGUAGAUUGGGAAUGUGACGACUUUAUUCUGACAUCUGCUAAAGAUGAUAUCAAUAUCACCACCUUAUUCAGUGAAAUCACCAAAGAACAUUACCUCCGAGAAAAUGCACAAUGUACAGAUAGCCCUGCAACAGUUGCUCCAGGAGAGAGACGAAAAUCAGUGCCAUUGACUUUUAUAAAUUAUACUUCUUCAAAUUUAAGAAAAUCAAAAGCUAACACAAGUUGUACAAUUUCGUAAAGAUAAGUUAAAUACAUGUAUAUUAAGAAUAUGUAAAAAUGUUAAUAGUGUACAUAUUAAUAAAUUCGCAUAUAAAAUGAU